GCGCUUUCCGCACGAUCCUCUCUGACGAUGAAAACCACAUCGUCGCGACGGAGCUCGACGGAAGGCGAUCAAUGGAGGAGACAUGGGAGGCACUUGACGCCGAUGACUCAGACCUCUCCACGUUUCGACGCCCUCCCAAGCGCCAUCAAACCCUAAUUGAACCCCCAAUUUCCUCAUCGUUUCUUCGCCCCUGCUCUCGUCGCUCCUCCCAACCCCCAGUCGCAGCAUCCCAGCCCGCAAGCCCUAGUUUCCCAAGCCCCUCAAUCCCCGAACUCGGUCUCCCUCCCUCCUCUCGAGUCUUCGCCAAGAAGAGAAGAGGCGAAGGGUGAGCGGAGAAUACCAGGACCGGCCGAAGCAGUUCAAGCGGCGAUGCAGCGGAGAGCUCGGGGUUUGUCGGAGGGUUUUCCCAGAGCUGGAGGCGAGGAGGAGGAGGAGGAGGAUGUGACUGCGAUUCCUACACAGGAGUAUAUAAGGAGGGCUCUGGAGAAUGUGGAUGAGGACGGUGGCGAUUUCACGCUCGAUCCGUGGGUAUGUGCAGUGGAAUUCGUGCGGCAACAAGGGUUGGUGGAUGGUGAUGGUGUGGCCAUUGGGACGCCUUUGUGCUCCAUUAAGAGAGGAACUGUCCCUGAUAAAGUGUCUCAGGUCGUUGCAAUUGUCAAAUCUUGCACUCCAAAUGGCCAUGGUGAUAUGAUGGUGACACUUAAGGAUCCAACAGGUACAGUUGGCGCUACUAUUCAUCACAAAGUUCUGAGAGGGAAGGGUUUUGCACAGGAGAUAUCUGUUGGUGCAGUUCUAAUUCUUCAGAAGGUUGCAGUGUUUUCACCUUCACGCUGCACUCGCUAUCUCAACAUAACUUUGAACAACAUAAUAAAGGUCAUCGCUAAGGACGGUGGACCUCCAUCAAAAGAGAAUUGUUCUCCCCCAGCUAAAGAACGUUCUUCCAGUUUGGAGAUUCGGGAAAAAUCCAGCACGGAAGAGAAAGCAUCGUCCCAGUUAAGGGGGAGAAUAGAGGGAAUCUUGAGUAGUUUAAAGCAAGCUACUAAUACGCAGUAUGAACAGUCUGGCGGGGUAAAAGGGACCGACUCUUGCAGCGACCAAACUAGCAGAAACCAUGACGUUUCUGUGGUAAACGAACCAUCCCCUGCGGCACAUGACGAGACAAGCCAAUUUAGGGCAGCUAGGAGUGGCGAGACAAUGCAUUGUUCUACGUCAGAAAACACCAAGUGCAACGACAACAGGUUGGGCAUUGCGGAAGUUUCUGAUGAUAAAGAUGGCGUUAGCGUAGAUGGAAUGAGGAAGCAACAGCGGCUUAGUUCAAGAACUUCGCUCCUGCAGUGGACUGAUGAACAACUAGAGGAGCUCAUGGACUGCGAAUGACGACAUACUCAAAGAUCCUUGGAUGACUAAUGCUCGGCUUACAACACGGCACCGCACAGGAUGAGUUGCUUCUUUGGUGAGUUGAAGAUUUUUGUUUGCUCUUUAUGUUGUCUUCCCUUACCCUGGUAUCCCUUUUCAAUGUAGAGCGCACUUCGUUCUUCCUAAUCCAGAUGAAUCCGGAAUGUGAAGAACGUAUCCUCCAGUUUCUUGAGAUUCUUAUUUUCGCAUCAGCCCCACUUAGGUUAGAUAUUCAGCAACUCGCAAUCACACACGAUUGUGCUGAUUCUUUUUGCAUCCUGAAUGAACUCAUCUGUCUCCUUACAGCAUAUAAAUUCGUGACCAGGGAUGAGAUUAGAUACUUAGGGCCGCGUCAAAAGAACAUCCACCUUAAAACAAGUGGAAUUUAGUUCUAAGUACUAGAAAAUGCAUCAAUCGGAAGAAAAGAACAGAAAAGAAGGAAAAAAACAAGGCUGCUUGUGAAGAUCUUAAAGAGUUGUGUGUCAAACGUGGAGGCAUCCGUCUGGGCAGACUUGAGCAGAUUUUCUCUUUAAUCCCGGGGGGUGGAGAAUGCAUGACCAUGAUGGUUAAAAUACAAUGAUCAAAUCACAAAUGAAAGGAGAAGUUCCUUAUACAGUGCCCCGGAUACACCAGCACCGAAAUA
Molecule: messenger RNA, 2038 nt
Organism: Rhodamnia argentea
Lineage: Eukaryota; Viridiplantae; Streptophyta; Magnoliopsida; Myrtales; Myrtaceae
Exons: 7
Coding region: 370-1377 (335 amino acids)
Biological process (GO): recombinational repair
Source: RefSeq, a predicted model, not a curated record